CAACUAAAAACGUGUGGCGUAUCGUGACAAAAAUUUGCAUUUGUGUUUUGUACUAUAAAUAGACGUUUCAAAUUGGCAGUAAUACAGUCUUUUACAGAACUUAUAGCAACUGGCAUAAAAUGUCCACGACACACAAACAGCGGUAUAAAAAUGUCGCUCUGGACUCAACUGAGAUGCGCCGUAGACGCGAAGAGGUUGGGAUACAGUUGCGUAAAACGAAACGCGAACAACAGCUCUCAAAGCGUCGUAAUGUUGUGCUGGACUCAACGCCGUCGACUACAACGAGCGGCGGCAUCGGCAGCAGCAGCGGAAGUGGCGAUGUGCAGCUGCACAGCGGUGACAUGCAUAUGGCCGACAGUAGCGGACAGGGUGUGGGUCUGGGUUUGGCCGUGGGCGGAGUGCAACAGCAUGGAGCCGGUCAGCAGGAGGCGUCUAGCUUGCAGCCCAUCAUUGAUGCGGAGAUGAUUCAAAUGCUCUAUAGCGAUAAAGAGAGUGACCAGCUGGAAGCAACACAAAAGUUUCGCAAGCUACUGUCCCGUGAUCCCAAUCCCCCAAUAGAGGACGUCAUAGAGAAGAACAUUGUGCCACAAUUUGUGAGUUUUUUGCGCAACAACUCAAAUGCAACGCUUCAAUUUGAGGCGGCUUGGACAUUGACGAACAUUGCAUCGGGUACUUCGCACCAAACAAAGAUUGUAAUUGAGGCCGGCGCAGUGCCCGUAUUCAUCGACCUGUUGUCCAGCCCCCACCACGAUGUGCAGGAGCAGGCUGUGUGGGCGUUGGGUAACAUAGCUGGUGAUUCACCGACGUGCCGAGAUCAUUUGCUUACAUCUGGUAUUUUAUUGCCACUAUUACAUGUGCUGAGCACUUCGGAUCGCAUUACCAUGGUGCGGAAUGCCGUUUGGACGCUGUCUAAUUUAUGCCGUGGUAAAAAUCCUCCGGCGGAUUUUACUAAAAUUGUGCAUGGUCUACCCAUACUAGCGCGCUUACUGGACUACACUGACGCGGAUGUGCUCAGCGAUACGUGCUGGGCCAUUAGCUAUCUAUCGGAUGGGCCAAAUGACAAAAUUCAGGCCGUGAUUGAUGCAGGAGUUUGUCGGCGUCUCGUCGACCUGCUUCUGCAUCCGCAACAGAACGUGAGCACGGCGGCACUUCGAGCUGUUGGCAAUAUUGUCACCGGCGAUGAUCAGCAAACCCAAGUGAUAUUGAGCUACAAUGCUUUACCGUGCAUCAGCCUUUUACUAUGCUCAACGGCUGAAACAAUUAAGAAGGAAUCGUGCUGGACCAUUUCCAACAUCGCGGCUGGCAAUCGGGAGCAAAUACAAGCAAUUAUCAAUGCCAACAUAUUCCCUCAACUUAUGACUAUAAUGCAAACGGCUGACUUUAAAACUCGUAAAGAAGCGGCCUGGGCAAUAACAAAUGCCACCAGUAGUGGCACUUCGGAGCAGAUUAAUUAUUUAGUACAGGUCGGAUGUGUGCCGCCAAUGUGCGACUUUCUCACUGUAGUCGAUUCGGAUAUUGUCCAGGUAGCUUUGAAUGCGCUUGAAAAUAUUCUGAAAGCAGGAGAAAAGUAUCAAGUGCGACCAAAUCCCUACGCAAUAACCAUUGAGGAGUGUGGCGGUCUGGAUAAAAUAGAAUAUCUGCAGGCUCACGAAAAUCGCGAUAUUUAUCAUAAAUCAUUCUACAUUAUUGAACAAUACUUUGGCAACGAAGAAGAGGAUACUCGUGUUGCACCCGUGGCUGGCAGUCAACAGUAUGAGUUCAAUCCGCACAAUCUGCCCGAUAACGGAUUCAAUUUCUAGCAUGACAAAAACAAACACUGCAAACUUAACCAUUAACAAAUGGUAAUCUCUUAGAAGAAUCAUGAAAAUAGCACCAAAAUGUGUGUAGAAAGGGCAUAGAAAAUACGACAUGCACUGACAACACCGCAGUGUGCAGUCAUUAGCAUUUAAGUCAUAAAAGCCCGACAUUUGAUUUACGUUUAAUUUGUUUGUUAUAUACUCUAAUUAUCAUUAUUAUUUGCGAAAGCGUUCCAAAAAUUCGAUGUGUGCAUACGGUCUAGGACCACAACACCUGCAUUUUACUCCAAAAACGUUACAACCACAACAGAUAUAAAUGUAUAUUGUAAAAUAUACAUUAUGGAUGUAUGUAAAUGCGUCUAUGGUCAUAUAUCAUACGUAAUGAUCGAUUUUAGCUAGCUACAUUAAUGAAUCCCUAUAUUUUUUUGUAUAUGCGAUGCUUUCCUAAUGACUGUAAAUAUUUUCAUUAAAUAUCUAAGUACAUCUUUACGUAUAUAUCUCCCAUACUGAGUUCGAAGCCGGCUUUGGUG
Molecule: messenger RNA, 2326 nt
Organism: Drosophila hydei
Lineage: Eukaryota; Metazoa; Arthropoda; Insecta; Diptera; Drosophilidae
Gene: Kap-alpha1
Product: importin subunit alpha-7
Exons: 5
Coding region: 120-1799 (559 amino acids)
Biological process (GO): NLS-bearing protein import into nucleus
Cellular component (GO): nucleoplasm; nucleus; cytoplasm
Molecular function (GO): protein binding; nuclear import signal receptor activity
Source: RefSeq, a predicted model, not a curated record